Messenger RNA from Doryrhamphus excisus (bluestripe pipefish), 2233 nucleotides. NCBI's taxonomy places the organism in Eukaryota, Metazoa, Chordata, Actinopteri, Syngnathiformes, Syngnathidae. The record is from RefSeq and is a predicted model, not a curated record.
AUGUGACUGUGAACUAAUGUAGAAUAAUGUGGAAAUAAUUUGGAUACCCCUGAUUUAGUGUUGAAAUCUUAUGAUAGGACAAAAAUAACAAAACCUGUUUAAUAUUUGUAUGGUUUGCAUGGGAAAUGGGCAUUUUAUGUGUUAAAAUGAAACACAAGCUGAGCUUUUAGUUAAAAAACACAGCUUCUGUAUUGUUUAUGAUGGUUACAGUUUGUACUGAUGUAAUCAUAUUCAUUCAUCCUAUAUUUUUACAAAAGUACCAUCAUAUAUGCCUGUACAUAUUGCUUUUGACUGUGCAGGUGUACCUAAUGAAGAGUCAGGUGAGUACAUACUGUACCAAUAUAUUGUGUGCGCAUCUGUUUUUGUGCUUUUAUUCUGUAACAGCAGAAGCAUUACAUCUUCUCCCAGUUUUUGUGAGCUUGACAUGGAUCUCCCAUUAUUAAUCUGGAGAGGGCGAGAGAGAGAGGGGAGACGAGAGAGGGGAGAAAGAGAGAGUGGUGCUCAGUAUCCAGAGCUGCUUCCAGCAUGAGUUUCACUCUCCACAUACGUUCUCCACGCCGUGUGGAAGCCAACAUGCUGCAGAUCCAAUCCAGAGGGGCUUUCCUCACGCUCUGCUUGGCUCCUGCUGUUCUAACAAGCCUGCUGCACCCUGAAUGUGAGUUCAUAUUCCAGCUGGAGAAAGAUGAGCGCCGCUGCCUCCACUCCAUUGCUGUGGAAGCAAACACAAGUACACAAGGUUGUCGAGCAUUCUGGGACGCGGUGGUCUGCUGGCCUCAUGCUGUGGUUGGGGAAAGUGUUCAGAGAGCUUGUCCAGCCGUUUUCUCCCUCUUCAGAAACACCACAGGUUCCGUGAGCCGUAACUGCACUGAUGGAGGUUGGUCCAGGCCCUUUCCGCCGUACCACCAGGCCUGUAGCGUGGAUGAUGACAUACCUGAGACGGAGCAGAGCUACUUUGCCACAGUGAAGCUGAUCUACACCGUCGGUUACGGCGUCUCUCUGCUGGUGCUGAUCGCUGCUGUGCUCAUCCUGCUGCUCUUCAGGAGGCUACGCUGUGCCAGGAACUUCAUCCACAUCCAACUCUUCCUCACGUUCAUCCUGAAAGCCGCGGCAGUGUUUAUCAAAGACGCCACUCUGUUCUCAAACGACGAGACCAACCACUGCACCCUGUCCACAUUUGCCUGUAAGGCUGCUGUGGUCUUCUGUCACUAUUGCGUCAUGGCAAAUUUUUUCUGGCUCCUGGUGGAGGCACUCUACCUCAAUUCCUUGCUGCUCUCUUCAUUUUAUCGCAGCAUCCGGUGCCUGUGGGGCUUCAGUCUGCUGGGAUGGGGGGUUCCUGUGCUCUUCAUUGUGCUGUGGAUUGGAUCCAGAGUGUAUUUUGAAGAUACAGAAUGCUGGGACAUCAAUGAGAAGUCGCUCUAUUGGUGGAUCAUCAAGGGCCCGAUUGUUGUGUCCAUCGUGAUCAAUUUCAUGCUCUUUGUCAACAUCGUCAGGAUUCUCAUACAGAAGCUAAGCCCUCGUCUGAUCCAGUUCAACAACUCCUCACAGUACAGCAGGUGGAAUGGAGGCAACAAAAACUAACAGAGCCACAGUGCACGAAAAGGUAGUAGCACAAUCACCGUGGAAAGGAGCUACACAGCAGGAGCAUAUGGAGAUGCAGUUGAAUGCAUCAGAAGUUAGUUUUAAUGAGUCCACACAUCCUCCGUAAGAAACUUGUAAUUACCAACGAGCACCUCCAGUGACAUGUGAAUUCAAAACAGGAAACGGAUGAAAGCUACCACAAUAAUACCAGUCCCAAAGAACCCCUUCCCAUCAAGCUACGACUACCACCCCGUAGCAUUGACUUCCAUCAUAAUCAAGUCAAACAUAUCCAUGGAGGACACCAUCCCUGCUGUUCUCCACCCAUUCCUCACAGGGGUUCCACAAGGAUGUGUGCUCAGCCUUCUGCUCUUCACACUGCUGACCCACAACUGUGUGCCAAAAUUAUGUACCAACCACAUCAUUAAGGUUGCAGAUAACACAACUGUGUGGACCUCAUCUCCAGUAAUGAUGUAGCCCCCUACAGGAUUAAGGUGGGCCAACUGGGUGAGUGUUGCAAGGACAGUCUUCCUCAGUGUGGGGAAGACCAAAGAGAUUGUUGUAGACUCGGAGAAGACUUCCACGGCACCCCUGACUGACCAUCAACGACACUGCUGUACAGAGCAUGAGUAGAACCAAGGUCCUGGCGGUGCACAUU